AUGAGCAGCUUGGAGAUCAAGGAAGAAAAAGUCAAGGCAGAUACCAACGGUGUUCUGAUAAACAGUGCUACUCCAGAGAAAACAGAUGAAGAAGAGAAAGAGGACAAAGCUGCCCAGCCCUCACUCAACAAGCUGAUCAGAAGCAAUCUGGUGGAUACCACAAACCAGGUGGAAAUCCUGCAGCGGGAUCCAGAUUCUCUCCUCUACUUUGUGAAGUCUUUCGAAGAGCUCCGGCUGAUACCACAGCUUCUCCAGGGUGUCUGUGCCAUGGGCUUCAAUCAACCUUCCAAGAUACAAGAGAGCGCAUUACCCAUGAUGCUUGCUGAACCUCCACAGAAACUGAUUGCCCAGUCUCAGUCUGGUACUGGUAAAACGGCUGCCUUUUUCUUGGCCAUGCUCAGCCUAGUGGAACCAGUAGACACAUUCCUGCAGUGUUUGUGCCUUUCCCCAACAUACAAGCUGGCCCUUCAAACCAGGAAAGUGAUUGAGCAGAAUGGUAAAUUCUAUCCAGAGCUAAAGCUUGCUUAUGGUGUUCGAGGCAAUAAUUUGGAAAGAGGUCACAAAAUUGGCGAGCAGAUUGUCAUUGGCACUCCUGGGACCAUGGUGGACUGGUGCUCCAAGCUCAAGUUCAUCAAACCCAAGAAGAUCAAGGUAUUUGUUCUGGAUGAGGCUGAUGUGAUGAUAGCUACUCAGGGCCACCAAGAUCAGAGCAUCCGUAUCCAGAGGAUGCUACCCAGGAACUGCCAGAUGCUUCUCUUCUCGGCCACCUUCGAAGACUCCGUGUGGAAGUUUGCCCAGAAAGUGGUCCCAGACCCAAACAUUAUCAAACUGAAGCGCGAGGAGGAGACCUUGGACACCAUCAAGCAAUAUUACGUCCUGUGCACUAACAGAGAUGAGAAGUUCCAGGCCUUGUGUAACCUCUACGGGGCCAUCACCAUUGCCCAAGCCAUGAUCUUCUGCCACGGCAAAGAGAAGGUUCUGGUGACCACCAACGUGUGUGCUCGCGGUAUUGAUGUGGAACAAUUGUCUGUCGUCAUCAACUUUGACCUUCCCGUGGACAAGGAUGGAAACCCAGACAAUGAGACUUACCUGCACCGGAUCGGGCGCACCGGCCACUUUGGCAAGAGGGGCCUGGCUGUGAACAUGGUGGACAGCAUGAACAUCCUCAACAGGAUCCAGGAGCAUUUUAAUAAGAAGAUAGAAAGACUGGACACAGAUACAGAUGACUUGGAUGAGAUUGAGAAAAUCGCCAACUGA
Messenger RNA from Chrysochloris asiatica (Cape golden mole), 1257 nucleotides. RefSeq names its product DEAD (Asp-Glu-Ala-Asp) box polypeptide 19A (gene DDX19A). Gene Ontology annotation, molecular function: ATP binding; RNA binding; RNA helicase activity. The record is from RefSeq and is a predicted model, not a curated record. Gene Ontology annotation, biological process: poly(A)+ mRNA export from nucleus. The coding region runs from base 1 to 1257 and encodes 418 amino acids. Lineage: Eukaryota; Metazoa; Chordata; Mammalia; Afrosoricida; Chrysochloridae. The transcript has 11 exons. Gene Ontology annotation, cellular component: cytoplasmic stress granule; nucleus.